ACGAUGCGUAGCCGCGUAGGGGCGAAUGUGGAAAGCUGUUUGGAGUAUGAAGGGAGUAAACAGUGUCACAGACACGGCUUUUGAAUUGGUUUCGUCGUCGGACCUGGAAAAUGUAAAAUAACGGAAUGCAAGUUGUAGGAGUUAUCUUGAGUUUUCAUGAAACUGCUGUCGAUGGCGCCGGAUUGUUUCGGAAGCGCGAGCUAAAGCGUGGGUCACCUACUUGACGGAUUUGCCUGCUCACCGUAUACGACACGUAAACUCGAGUGUUUAAACUGGUCAAACGAAGAUUAACGUCUCAGAGAUUGAUAUUUCUGUCGACCGAAGACUUGGCUACCUGUGGUGAAUAUAGUUUCUGGACUUGUCUAACUAUCAUGCCUACUCUCAGCUCGAAAAGUAGGCAGAAUGCAGUGGAAUCGGUUGAGGAUGGAGGCAGUAACAGCAAUCCUGUCGAUACUACGACCAAGAAGAUGUUGAAAUGUGUUGUGGUCGGCGAUGGAGCGGUGGGAAAAACCUGUUUGCUGAUGAGUUACGCAAAUGAUGCUUUUCCCGAGGAAUAUGUGCCAACUGUAUUCGAUCACUACGCAGUGAAUGUAACAGUAUCUGGAAGGCAGCACUUACUGGGAUUGUACGAUACUGCUGGACAAGAGGAUUACAAUCAGCUGCGGCCCCUCUCUUACCCCAACACAGACGUCUUUCUCAUCUGCUUCUCCGUCGUGAAUCCAGCUUCCUAUCACAAUGUUCAGGAGGAAUGGGUACCCGAGCUCAAAUCCUGCAUGCCUCACGUGCCCUACAUCCUCAUUGGAACACAGAUUGAUUUGCGAGAUGACCCAAAGACACUGGCACGUCUGCUCCAGAUGAAGGAGAAGCCACUGACCUAUGAGCAAGGCCUCAAACUAGCCAGAGAGAUUGGAGCCCAGUGCUAUUUGGAGUGUUCGGCACUGACUCAGAAGGGACUAAAGACAGUGUUUGAUGAGGCCAUCCUGACAAUCUUCAGCCCUAAGAAACAAAAACGGGGAUGCACGGCCUGCAGCAGCUGUUGUGCUAUCGUGUGAGGAUAAAAUGUCUCCAACUGUGAAAACCCACACUCCUCCAAAGCUUCGGGUAGCGUAACAGACCCUAAACCGCCUCCAGUCUGCUGUACAUCCUUCCUUUCUCCAUCCGCCCGUUGUCCCUCAGGACAAUGAGCGUUCUUUCCCUCGGUUUGUGUGUCUUGUGGAGAGCUUCCAAAACAAGUGCCUUAAUUUCUCCCCACAUUGCCUUUCAGGAUUCACUACUAAAGCCAAAGAAGUUUCAGACUGGACUGCGGUUACUUGAACCGACAUGGUUCGAUGUCGCCAAUCUCCAAUCAAACAAACGUUUUAGAUUCAGCUUUAGGCCAGUGGAUUUUUUUUAAUACCGACUAUAUUAUAUGGUUUCUCAAGGCUUAUGAAAUAAUGAAAAUCCAUUCCUCCAUGCAAGCUGGUUUUUCUCAGUCACCUCAAAUCAAUAUUGUGCUCUUUCUGGAGUCAAUGCUUCAGCAGUUCGAGCUAGUUAAUAAGGGAAAUUCUCUGGAGGAUGGCCCAACUCAUCAAUAGAGGUAGAGCAGAAGGAAGAAGAGAGAGAGAGAGCAUGUGUAAGAAGUGCAUCUUUACCAAAAAUAAUUGGGUCAUUCAAAAUUAGCAACUAACAAUUAGCAAAAAACACUGAUAAACCGUUGCAUACCUACACAUCCAGACACAAAUAAUAAUACAAUGACAAUCAAGCACACUAUGUGGAGACUGAAGUCUAUCAGUGACAGGAUAAAGGGAAAUGUAUAUUGUGACAACAUUAGCCCAUGAAUUAUUCACAUUUCCUUGGGUUUUUAAAACCAAGAUGCCCUUAAGUGUACUUAGUCACAUUUUUGUGAGCCAUCAGACCUUGAUCUUUAUACAAUGUAGAUGUAGAACAAUGAUGCCAUAUAAUGGUGCUGUAAUUAUUAUAUUUUUCAUGCGCAUUUACAUUUUGAUUUUUGAAGUAUAAACUACAGAUAAAAUAUAGAAGACAAAUUACUCUGCCUAUACACAUUUUAAAAAAUGCUCUCAUUGUCCUUAUUAAAAAUGAGCAGAUGGAGGACUGUAAGUGCCACUUAAAAAUAAAAUUAACUAAUCACCAAUGUACUAAUUCCAAAAUUAAAAUAUAAAUAUUAAAUGAACAAUUUAGUUAAAUGUAAUAAUUUUUAAAUACUUUUAUAAAGCAUGUUGUUUUUUAAAAUGCAUUUUAAGAGUAAUUGAUGUAUUAUUUUAGUUAAAUUUAACAUUUUAAUCAUGAAAUGUCAACGGUUUACUUAUUUGUAAAUCUUAAAGGGAUAGUUCACCCAAAAAUGGAAAUUCUGUCAUCAUUUAUUCACCCUCAGGUUGUUCCAAACCUGUAUGAAUUUCUUUUUUCUGCUGAACACAAAGGAAGAUAUUUUGAAGAAUGGUGGCCCGCUUUGGGGCACCAUUGACUUCCAUAGUAGGAAAAAAAAAAUACUAUGGAAGUCAAUGGUGCCCCAGAAUUGUUCAGUUUCCCACAUUUUUCAAAAUAUCUUCCUUUGUGUUCAGCAGAACAAAGAAAUUUAUACAGGUUUGGAACAACUUAAGGGUGAGUUGAUGAUGACAGAAUUUUCAUUUUUUUGGUGAACUAUCCCUUUAAAGGUUGACUUUCCUUUUUAUAAUGUCAUUUAAAUUUGUAUAUUUUAUUUUUUAAUAUUUAUCACUAUUAUUUUAUUUUUAAGUGGCACUCAUAGUACUCCAUAUGAUCCUACAACUGUGAAAAAAAACACUCAACCUAUCACUCCCUAUUUCAGCUGAAGUACUGGUGUGUUUACUAAGAACCAGGCUUGUACACUGUCUAACUGUUCUGUUUUUCCUCUGGCUAAAACCGCCCCCUUAUUUUCCCCUUUAAAGAUCAGUUAAAACACAAAUGGCUUUGUUCUUCAGACUUGUUUUUUUUUCCUCAUGUGUGCAGCGUGGUCAUGCUGUAAAGUGCAGUCCCGCCUUAUGUGGCCUUUUCAAAAUGAGGACGUUCCCUACUGUAUUUUGGUACAAAUGUCAAAUAAUAUGGACAAUAUGUGUAGCCCUUACCUUUCUGUUUUGGACAUAUGACAUAAUUUUUUAGGUAUAUUAACUAUCUGCCAAAGCAUUGAACUGAACACUUGCAGUUCAAGUCUCCAUAUUAUCACUUCACUUACCAAAAACUUGUAGUUCUCAGACGACCAUGUUUUUGGACACCAGAACUGGUACUGAUUUCUUGUGAUUGCUCUUCACAUCAGUCGUUCCUUAGUUUGACCUCAGGGACUUCUUUCCAGAGCCCCGCAAGGUGCUAGCGACCUUCCUCGGGCUGAGGAAUCAAGCCUGCUCCACAGAGAGGAGGAAGAAUGAGCCUCAUUCACUUGCCUUUAAUGUAGCAUAGAGUUUGUUUCUUCACUCAGUUUAAGUGCACUUACGACACUGUGCCUUGCAUUGUACUAUGCAAUUGUUUAUAUACUGUAAUGCUAAUGAGAAGACCAGUUUUCAGUCGCUGGUUGAAAGAGCUAUAACUUGAACUCAGUCUUGAACUCAACUGUAAACUUAUAUUUAAUAUUUUUAAUAAGUUUUUUUUUUUCUUUAAAUUUCAUGUAUUGGUUUAUAUGCUUAAGAAAUGUGACAGCUUUCUUUGCCAAAACUAAAAAUUUGUUGUAAAUAUACACAGAGUGAUUAAAGAUUGUGAUAAAACUUU
Ctenopharyngodon idella (grass carp) is the source of this 3714-nucleotide messenger RNA. RefSeq names its product ras homolog family member J (gene rhoj). Gene Ontology annotation, molecular function: GTP binding; GTPase activity. The coding region runs from base 372 to 1052 and encodes 226 amino acids. The transcript is spliced from 5 exons. Gene Ontology annotation, biological process: small GTPase-mediated signal transduction. Lineage: Eukaryota; Metazoa; Chordata; Actinopteri; Cypriniformes; Xenocyprididae. The record is from RefSeq and is a predicted model, not a curated record.